Molecule: messenger RNA, 2325 nt
Organism: Magallana angulata
Lineage: Eukaryota; Metazoa; Mollusca; Bivalvia; Ostreida; Ostreidae
Exons: 9
Coding region: 123-1184 (353 amino acids)
Molecular function (GO): ribosome binding
Source: RefSeq, a predicted model, not a curated record
AAUUAAAUCGGGCUCGGUAGUCAAAUAACGCAUGUUGACAGAAAACAACUUGCAGCCGGUGGUCACGGGAAGUUAAAUCAGCGGAGUUAUGUGAAGGAACCGUAACAUACAAGAUACCAAAUAUGCUGUCGAGGAACCUAUUGUCAAGACCAUUAAUUCUCUCUAUACAGCCAAAAAGCACUAAUGUUCUGUAUAUUCCUCAUCAAAAUGACCAGAAUAGACAGAAUGCAGUUUGCAUUAGGAGAUACAAUUCAUUUGUUGAAAGUGUAAAGAAUGUGUUUCACAGAGGGAAAACUAUUUACUUGAAGUUUCUAGAAAAGCGUUUCCCCACACUCUACGGUUACCAGAUGCAGAUACUAAAUGGUGCACUGGGUCUUAAAAGAGAUGCAUUUAUAUGGGCCAGAAUGGUUGGAGAAAUGAAAACUGGUAAAAGACUGAGUUCAUACAGUAAAACACAACUCAUGGCUUACCUAGAGAUAUCACAACAGAAGAUCAAAGCAGUUCCAAUAGUAUUCAUCACUAUGUUGCCAUUCAGUGUGAUGUUUUUACCUCUUUUAUUUAAUUGGCCUGGUAUUUUCCUGACUUCUCACUUUAUGUCCGAGGCCCAGCGAACGAGUGUGGAGCUAGAUAAACUGGAACACAAGUUGAUUUACUGUGAGCGAGUGUUGGACGAUUUUGCUUUAAAAGUUGAAAAAUUGCCUACCCAUACACGUGCCAGGAAAGCUGCGGAGGAAAUCAUAAAUAAGAUGAAUGAUGGAACUAGCAUUCGCCCAAAUGAAGUUAUUAGCAUUGCAGAAAUGUUUGAAGACAGACGAUAUAGUAUGCACAAUAUACCAUAUAGAUACAGAAUGCAUCUAGCACACUGUAAUGAACUUAGGAUCAAGAACAUGACAAAAGAUUCUCAAAUCCAGUUCCUCAUCAACAAAGCAAUGGCCACAAGUGCACCAUCAGCAUUAACCGACUCCGAACUGAAAUGGGUUUGCUUUAAACAUGGAGUAAAUCCAACUCUGAUGACUAGAAGUGAACAGUUGAACUUUUUGAACAGAUGGAAUGAAUUUUCUAAGUUUAUUAAUGAGACCCAUAUUCCUUUACUGCUUCAUGGUGUUGUGUUCCUUGGUUACAAUCACCCAAGUAACAGGAAAAUGAAAGAAAAACUAAAGCUCAAAUGGAAACGGAAAUCCUGAAUCUAAUUAAUUGCCUUAAAUUUUUUCAAAAAUUGUUUUUCCAUUAAGUGGACAAAUGCUACAUGUACAAGUACUAGUUUCUAGUUGGUUUUGCAGACAAGCAUAAGAACUUUGUGUGUAUAAACAGUUCAAGCAACGUUCAUUUUCUCUUUUCUUAAGGAGUCUGGUUGUAAACAAUGGGUACAGACUUUGACCAUAUACAUGUAGCUUAUUAAAUUUACUUUAGGUAUCUCAGUUAAUAUCUUGUCACAAUAGAUAUCAGACUUGGAUUUAGAGGGAGGUGAAAGGAGGUCCAAAACAAUUAUCCACAUCAGUUAAUUCUUUGGACAACCCCUUCCCCUCCCUCCAGGGGGAAAAAUUUUCUAGAUCCACACAAUCAUCACUAAUAAUUGGUUCCAUUUCCAUUCUAUACACAUCAGAAUAUAGAGGAAAUACAUUGACUUUCACUUUAAUUGAGGAGUAAUAUGUAGCUUUGACCAUCUUGUCUCCUUAACAGCUUGUUUUUUUUUUUUUUACCGUAAUGUCUCGUGUAUAAUACGCACUCGUGUAUAAUACGCACCCCCAAAGUUGACCAAAAAAUGGCGAAAAAACAGCAGGUCCUAUGUAUAACACGCACCCAAAAAAUGGUAAAAACAACGGCCGCCAUUUUCCCCCAAACUAUCGAUGUUUCAUGUUAAUUUUAUAAUCCAUGCGCAAUUUCUUUCAUUUUGAGAUCGGAACAUAGCACAGACGAUGAAAAUCGACGGCCGCCAUUUUCCCAAAUAACUAUCGAUGUUUAAUGAUGAUUUUUUAACCCAAGCGUAAUUACUGUAAUUUCGUGAUCGGAACAUGGCCUAAGCGAAAUUAGAGUCAAAGUUCUUACACUUUUAAUUAAAAAGGACGGUACGAUUUACAUGGGCGGUAUCAAAUAUCAUUUGACACUUCGUAAAGAGUUUCUUACAACAUCGGAGAAGUAGAAGAUCAUCAUACGUAGAGAAGAACGGCAACCGAGCUUAGUGCUUAAAAGUGAUAAUGUUUGCAGACAUAAACCAGAAAUUAUUUAAUUGAUUAAUUAUAGUCAAACCCUAUGAUUGUUGUUUAAAUAAACAUUGUGAAGAAACGUUCGUAUGUCGUAUAUCGUCAUUAUCAAGUCGUACAAAUG